This is a messenger RNA of Sturnus vulgaris (Common starling), 4416 nucleotides long. The record is from RefSeq and is a predicted model, not a curated record. NCBI's taxonomy places the organism in Eukaryota, Metazoa, Chordata, Aves, Passeriformes, Sturnidae.
GGGGGUGGGGGUUGUACUAAGUUGAGUUCUGUGUAUAGGAGACUGAGGCUGUGCCCAGACAAGAGAGCAGGAGCAGGGAUACCCUGUUUAGUAUCCCCUGCUUGGAUUUCCAGGCAGAAGUUCAAGAAAUGCUGUUUCGUGCAUGGUGGGAAGGAACCACUGAGGGAUGGUUUUGGCACGUAAGCUGCUACAGAGUUUAAGAAUGUGUGAGUUGUGGUGAGCUUGUACCUUGUUUUGGAGGGCAGGUCAAUUCUUAAGAGAUAUAGCCAUUACUUUGAUAUAAAUCUCCCUAAAAUUGCUUGAAAGAUCUUCAAAGAGUUGCUUAAUGAGCGUGAUGGGAUCCCUGCCCUGAGCAAGGCCUUGGUCUAAAUUUCUGGAAGAUUAAAACUCUUUAUGUUGGCAAAGUAGGAACUGCAGCCAUGCUGGUCAUCCCUGGAGCUGCCAGGAUCCCUUCCUUCUUCCACACAGGAGGGACUUUGAGUGCCUUAGAGCCAUGGAGUUAAAGUGACUUUGUCUAAAUCAGAUCCUGAAUGAGAGGAGUUAUUGGUGAGAGUCCAGAGAAAGUACAGCUAUUUCCUCAAGAAGCUGUGGCUGAAAUUCUAAACCCAAAGCACUAGAGCACAUAAAACUAAGUAAAGAUCAAGGAUACAUCUUUUUUAUUAUUAUAAUGAUUAUUAUUGUUACUACUACUUUUAUUAUUUUGUGUUCCAUAUUGCAGUAAUGAGAAUGUUUUUUGCAGGCAGCCUUUCCCUUUCCUUUGUGGGGAACUCAGCUCUGUCCCUGGGUGGCAGAGGAAUUUGGAGUAUGGACUAAACCCUCAGGCUGCACGAGGGAAUCAUAUUGGCUAGGCUCUAUUUUAUUUUUUUAAAUGAAGUAUCAAGCUAGUGGGAUUCUUAACAAGAACCAAGUCAUGUUUUCACAGGUGCUGUGUGCAGAUAAUUCCUGUGCAGGAAGCUUUGUGUGUCAGUAUUAUAAAACCCAGUAAGGCUGUAAUUGAAACUAAAGCAAUCUAGGUUUUGUUUAGCCAGGCUGUGGUGUUUGUUGUGCCUUAACUGCCAAGGCAAUUGCCUGUGAGGGUGAAGUGUAGCUGUCUUUACAAUGGUAAAAAUGUUGGACCCAGGUGCCCUUGGGUGUUUUUAACUCUCCUGCCCAUCUGCAGGAGCUGUGGUAUGAUGCUGUUUGUUCCUGUUCAGCAAAUAUUUUGUUAGCCAACGGGCAAUGAAAUGGUCACUUAAUGCCACACCCACCCCUGAUCUGCCAUAGUUUCAUAACUGUAAUUUCUUCUCUGCCAGAGAUCCUGGAACUGAAAAGUGACGUCCUGACACCUGGGAACAUCACAGACCUGGAAUGACGAGGGAGAAACUGCUUUGGUUGGCCAUCCCUGAUCUUGCAUGUCCAUUAAAAGGUGCCAGCACUUGCAGUCUGGUUGGUCAGGGCUGGAAGGCGGGGCCUGGAUCUGCUCUGUACCUUUGAGGGAGAUCUGGACCUCUCCUGCCUGACCCCAAGGAGCCAUGGAGGACAAACGCAACAUCCCCAUCAUUGAGUGGGAGCACCUGGACAAAAGGAAAUUCUACGUGUUUGGCAUUUGCAUGACUAUGAUGAUCCGGGUGAGCGUUUACCCCUUCACGCUCAUCCGGACACGGCUGCAGGUUCAGAAGGGCAAGAGCCUUUACAACGGGACUUUUGAUGCCUUUGUGAAAAUCCUGCGGACAGAAGGGACAGCUGGGCUCUACCGGGGCUUUCUGGUCAACACCUUCACGCUGAUCUCGGGACAGUGCUACGUGACGACAUACGAGCUCACUCGGAAGUACGUGUCACGCUACAACAACAACAACGCUGUCAAAUCUCUGGUGGCCGGCGGCUCAGCCUCCCUGGUGGCCCAGAGCAUCACGGUGCCCAUCGAUGUCAUCUCCCAGCACCUCAUGAUGCAGAGGAAGGGGGAAAGCAUGGGCAGGUUCAAGGUGCAGAGCCAGGAUGGCAAACGUCUGCUGGUCUUUGGCCAAACCAAGGACAUCAUUGUACAGAUUUUCAAGGCUGACGGUUUUAGAGGCUUCUACAGGGGUUAUGUGGCCUCGCUGCUCACUUAUAUUCCCAACAGUGCGGUCUGGUGGCCCUUCUACCACUUCUAUGCUGAACAGCUUUCGAGUUUGACUCCUAAAGACUGUCCCCACCUCCUUCUGCAAGCGAUAUCAGGGCCACUUGCAGCUGCAACAGCUUCCACACUCACCAACCCCAUGGAUGUGGUGAGGGCUCGGGUCCAGGUGGAAGGCAAGAGCUCCAUCAUUCUCACCUUCAAACAGCUCAUUGCAGAGGAAGGUCCCUGGGGGCUGACUAAAGGCCUCUCUGCCCGCAUCAUUUCGGCCACCCCUUCCACCAUCGUCAUCGUGGUGGGGUAUGAAACGCUGAAGAAGCUGAGCCUGCGCCCAGAGCUGGUGGACUCGAGGCACUGGUAGAGGCAGCUGGUGGAGGAGAAUCUUCCUGUGAGCCCUCUGAGUGUGGACUGAUGCAGGGGAGAGCCUGGGAUGCAACGCAGCUGCUGUGCCUUUGUCUCUGGCUGGUUUCACAGCACAAGGCAGAUACAAAAGCAACUGCACUUCACCUCUUUAGAUUUGAGUUUCUUGCAAUGGUCUGCUGCUGGUUUUGCUUAAACUGUGACCUUUGACAGUGCUGUUUGCCUGGGACAGUCCAUUCCAGGUGUGUGAAUGCAUCCUGGCAAGUUAUUAAUUCCUUUUUUUUUUUUAAUUAAAGACUUACUGGCUUAAGCAAAAAGCCAGUUUAUUCUCUUUAAAUUAUUUUCAUCUUUGCCAAACUUCCAAGGAGAGGAGUCUCACAACUUGCAGCAGGACCCUCUGAUGUCUCUAGUGGCACUUGUUCUGUGGGAAUCUGGAAGCAGAAAAUAGACAAGUGACUUUCUCCAAUUACCUGCAUUUAUUUCUUGAAGAUGUGAGACAAGAGUAACCUGGAACCACUUCAGACCUGAUUUCCUGCGUUUUGAAUAGAUCUACAUACUUGUUUUGUAAUAUUCUUGGAAAAUGUUCCCUAUCUCUCAUCCUCCAAACAGCAAGCUGGCUGAUAGCAAGUCAGGAGCUGAGCUGGCUGUUUGGAAUUAGCUGAUGUCGGUUUUGACACCUAACUUGUGUUUUUAAUCUGUUGUAAUUUAAUUUUUUUUAUUUUAGGGAAGCUUAUUCUGAUUUCUGGGAAACUGAUUGGUUGUCCUGUGGCCUUGUUCAGUGUGUCAAUCCUGCAUGUUCCAAGUGGCUGCGGCCACUUCCCACCUUAGUUAGUUUAAGCCCAGAAAUGCAGUUUGGAAGUGUCCAAUUGUGGUGCUGCCAGCAGCUGGAUGAGAGCUGGAUGGGGUUUGAGCUACAAUUAGAUGGGAGGUGGGGAAGGAAAAACCUUGUGCUGGCUUUUGAUCCAGUUCAAACCUGACGGGCAUGUUCAUAUUGAAUAAGAAAUGGUGGUUCACUUCAUGAGUUUAAAUUCUGCUCAUCCAGUUUGGGAAGGGCAAGGAUGUUUUGCACAAUUGCUGGAUCAGAAGCCUGAGCUAUGGUCUGUGUAUUUUACCAGGUGAAAACUUCAGGGGGAUGAAACCAGAGGCUGCUUUUUGGGGAGGGAAGGGAUUGUUUGAUUGUACUCUGCUGCUCUUGGUGGUUGAGAUUUGCUUUUCAUGCUGCCAGCCCACACGUGGUGCUCGUCCCGGUUAGCCAUGUCUGUUCAGGAUGCACCUCCAGACAACAGAGUGCACCACCUCCAUUCCUCUUCUGCCAUAACCAGGAAUUUUGGUUGAGGUGUUGAUCCUGCUGACCUGUGGCUGUUGCUGGGCUCCACUUGGUUGUCUAUUCCUGAGGGGAUUCACCAAGUGUGGCUCUGCCCUUCAUCCCAGUGUUGUCCCUGCCCAGCAGGCACUGGACAUGCCACCAUGUCUGCUGGAGAUGGAGAGUGCUGAAGCUGCUGCUGAGGUGAGGGAGAGGCUUCUCUGCUAAGGGCAAAGUUUAAUUCUAAGGUGCAGUGCUGUGAUGGGGCUGUGGGUGAGUCAUCAAAGCCCUCUUCAUCCCAUUUUUGUUUCUUGCAGUGCUCAGGCAGUGAAUGCUGGAACCACUGGUGGAGCUGUUGGAGCAGCAACUUCUGCACCUGCUCUGGUCACCUGAUUGUUGUUUAUAAGUUGACACCAGUUGGCUCUUGCUCUUAUAACAGAUUCUGCUCUGAAAAGCAGAACAACAGCACCCCAAAUCGCAAGGCAGCAAUAAUGCUAAUAUUAACAGGAACAGCAACACUCAACCUCUGCCAAGUGCAGGGCCGGGUCCCAGUGUGUGGCAUGGAGAGGUGGCAGCACCAGUGUGGGGAGACACUGUCAAACUUAAUGUUCCUCUCAUAACCAGCAACGUUCUUGACAACUAAUAAACUUGAGAGACCUUC